AGAAAGAAAAAGUAGUAGAGUGUAAAUAGUAGGAGUGGAAAAUCAUAACUAGCCUCGAGAUGCAUAAAAGAAGGCAUGGCAACAUAAGCAUAUGGGACCCAAUGAAAGGACUUUUUGGAAUUUUUUGGUAUAUAAUCUUAGGGAUGCGAAAUGACCUUAUUACUUAUUAGACACAUUGUUCCCGCCUUUCAUCGAAUGCUUUUCCCCUCUAAAGUAUAAGGACCUUUUCGUAAAGCCCAUAAUGGCGUUAUCAAUAUCACUCACCAAAUCACCAAUUAUGCUAGCAGAUUUUACUAAUUAUUGUCGUUUAGGUCACUAGCUAGGAGCUAUUUCCGUUAAACAAGGCGAUUAUAAAAAGCACGGUAACAAAAAAGAAGGUGCUUCUAUUUUUCUCCUUGAGUCAAAGUGUGAGAGAGAGAGAGAGAGAGUACUGGGAGUCUUGGAGUGGGGUUAGGAGUAGGACCCCCCAUGCGCUCAACGCGGCUUCUGAUUCAUAUUGGAUUGGACCAUACAUAAAUUUUGUUUCCUUUCAACAUCAAACGCUUUUGUCGUGUUUUAGCCAUUGGGAAAAUAUUCUAAUCCACUCCCUUGCUCCUUGCCUCGGCCUCAUUCAUACAUGUGUGAAUGGCAGCAGCUUAUAUCUCUGGCAUACUCUCUUUGCUUCUAUGCAGUUCCACUAGUUGGCACGUACUCAAGGAGUGAAAACAUUUUGUUAAGGGUAUUGGGAUAGGUAAAAAUUCAAUUGCAGUCGACUUUAGGUAAAGUUGAUAGUUGAUAAUCGUUAGAUGAAAAUUUAGUCAAAUCAGUCAAAUCAUAUAACGAUUUUUAGUUAUUAACUUUACGUAAAAUCCACUGUACCUGAGUUUUUACCAUUAGGAUAAUGUUGAAUCUUUUAGUUUCCUUAAUUUAUUCGGAUAUAGAGGCACAUUGCUGGAUAAUGGCAUGAUUAUGGGAAGGGGUCCAGUCGAGAAUGGUGUAGGUAAUUAGGAUUAGUGGGAAACGGAGAUUUCGAGGCAUCACCAUCAAAUGGGUUCCCAAGCGAGGCGCUGGUGGAAAGCCCCACCGAGAUCCCAAGCUGGAAAUCAAACGGCACCGUCGAGCUCGUUGAAUCCGGUCAAAAGCAAGGUGGCAUGAUCCUAAUUGUGCCACAGGGAAGGCACGCCGUCAGGCUCGGCAACGACGCCGAGAUCAGCCAGGAGUUCCCAGUGGAGAAGGGCUCCGUUUACUCCGUCACGUUCUGCGCCGCCCGCACGUGCGCACAGCUGGAGUCACUUAACGUGUCCGUGCCGCCGGCGUCCCAGACCAUUGACCUCCAGACGCUCUACAACGUUCAGGGUUGGAACCCUUACGCCGUUUCUUUUAACGCUGACAGCGACUCCUUUAGGUUGGUUUUCAAGAACCCUGGCAUGGAGGAUGACCCUACUUGCGGGCCAAUCAUUGACAACAUUGCCAUCAAGAAGCUUUUCACUCCUGACAAACCCAAAGAUAACGCCGUGGUCAAUGGGGACAUGGAAGAAGGUCCAUGGAUGUUUAGAAACACAUCACUGGGUGUCCUACUUCCCACCAACCUAGACGAAGAAACCUCCUCGCUGCCUGGCUGGAUCGUGGAAUCCAACCGAGCCAUCCGCUACAUCGACUCGGACCACUUCGCCGUCCCCGGAGGCAAGAGAGCCAUCGAGUUGCUCUCCGGGAAGGAAGGCAUCAUCUCCCAAAUGGUUGAGACCAAACCAGAUAAGGAUUACAGCUUGACCUUCUCGUUGGGCCACGCCGAUGACAAAUGCAAGGAGCCUCUCGCCGUCAUGGCUUUUGCCGGUGACCAGGCUCAAAACAUCCAUUACACACCAAACUCCAAUUCAACAUUCCAAACUGCAAAUCUCAAUUUCACUGCCAAGGCAGAUAGGACCAGGAUUGCCUUCUACAGUAUUUACUACAACACCAGAAGUGACGACAUGAGCUCCCUUUGUGGCCCUGUGGUCGAUGAUGUCAGAGUCUGGUUUGCCGCCGCCACCUCCCUCUCUAAAUUCGCCCUCUCCAGGCUUAGCCUUCUCAUUUUCGGUUUACUUUGGCUUCUACUCUGAUGCCUUUAUUUUCAUUUCCAAUUAUCUUCUUUGCUCAAUACUCUUACUAGUUACCUCUAGGUAAAUUCACAUGUAUUGUAUUUGAACUGGCCUUAAGUUUAUCCAGUUUUUGCUAUGACAAAUGAUAAUGUCCUACUCC
Arachis stenosperma is the source of this 2217-nucleotide messenger RNA. RefSeq names its product protein DUF642 L-GALACTONO-1,4-LACTONE-RESPONSIVE GENE 2-like. The coding region runs from base 1131 to 2078 and encodes 315 amino acids. The transcript has 3 exons. The record is from RefSeq and is a predicted model, not a curated record. Gene Ontology annotation, cellular component: plasma membrane. NCBI's taxonomy places the organism in Eukaryota, Viridiplantae, Streptophyta, Magnoliopsida, Fabales, Fabaceae.